Molecule: messenger RNA, 5959 nt
Organism: Toxotes jaculatrix (banded archerfish)
Lineage: Eukaryota; Metazoa; Chordata; Actinopteri; Toxotidae
Product: cyclin-dependent kinase-like 5
Exons: 19
Coding region: 281-3388 (1035 amino acids)
Biological process (GO): positive regulation of axon extension; protein phosphorylation; regulation of dendrite development
Cellular component (GO): nucleus; dendrite cytoplasm
Molecular function (GO): protein kinase activity; ATP binding
Source: RefSeq, a predicted model, not a curated record
CUGCUUGGAGCUUGUCAACCGCACGAUCCAGUUUCUGUAGCUGCCUGCUGCAAUGAAAAUAUCUCCGUUGGUGGGUGGAUAUAUGGGCCCGUUUCCAUCAUUUUUUACCAAACACUGACUGAGUAAAAGUGAGCCGCUGCCGAAGGCAUGUGGCGGAUAUUAUGGCUCAUAGCUGGCUUACACCCCUUGGGAGCCAACAGCUGGCCGGCUCAUGCCAUCCUGUAGCCGGGCCCCCUCCACCUGAGCUCCAUGCACCUCCUGCAGCAUAUCUUUUGACUUCAUGAAGAUCCCUGACAUCGGUGAUGUAAUGAAUAAAUUUGAAGUCCUUGGGAUUGUGGGUGAAGGUGCCUAUGGUGUUGUUUUGAAGUGCCGACACAAGGAGACCAAUGAAAUUGUGGCCAUUAAGAAAUUCAAGGACAGUGAAGAAAAUGAGGAGGUUAAGGAAACAACACUGCGGGAGCUUAAGAUGCUCCGCACUCUCAAGCAGGAGAACAUUGUUGAGUUGAAAGAGGCCUUCCGCAGAAGAGGAAAGCUAUAUCUUGUCUUUGAGUAUGUGGAGAAGAACAUGCUUGAGCUGCUUGAGGAGCUGCCCAACGGUGUGCCAACUGAGAAAGCACGCAGCUACAUCUACCAGUUAAUCAAAGCAAUCCACUGGUGCCACAAGCACGACAUCGUUCACCGGGACAUAAAGCCAGAAAACCUUCUCAUCAGCUCUGAUGACGUCCUCAAAUUGUGUGACUUUGGCUUUGCACGUAAUCUCUCAGAGGGGACCGAUGCCAAUUACACCGAGUAUGUGGCCACUAGAUGGUACCGCUCUCCAGAGCUCCUGCUCGGGGCUCCUUACGGGAAGGCAGUGGACAUGUGGUCAGUGGGCUGCAUUCUGGGAGAGCUGAGUGACGGACAGCCUCUGUUCCCAGGAGAGAGUGAGAUUGACCAGCUCUUCACCAUCCAGAAAGUGUUGGGACCCCUGCCACCGGAGCAGAUGAAGCUCUUCUAUAAUAACCCUCGCUUCCAUGGGCUAAGGUUCCCUGCUGUGAACCACCCCCAAACCUUGGAGCGAAGAUACCUGGGAAUCAUCGGCGGAGGUCUGCUGGACCUGCUGAAGAACCUGCUGUUGCUGAACCCGACAGAGCGCUUUCUCACAGAGCAGAGCCUGAACCACCACGCCUUCCAGACCCUGCGGCUGGUGGAGCGGCCCGGCCCACCCACACCUACACCUGUACGCUCCUCCAAGAGAAAACCUCACCAUGGAGACAACACCACCCCCAGCAGGAGCCAUGGGGGAAAGAGCUCAGGAAGCCACCGCUCCAGCAGCAGAGAGUGCUCCAGCCUGCCUCGGCACGAAGACCUCCACCCCAGCAACGACGGCUUUCUCAACGGCAACAUGCCCGCAGCGAUCAACCUCAGCCCCACCCUGCAUCCCAAGAAUUACCAGCCACAGAUCUUCAACCACUCCACCUCCUGCAGCAUGGACUUAGCCAGCAGCAACCUGCCUCACCUGCUCAGCCCCGGUGAGGCCAAAGGCAAGGGCGACCUGGGGCCCAAGGUGUCCGACGGCCCGGGAGCCAAGUACCUCAAAUCCAACUUCCGCUCGCAGCAGAACCGCCAUUCGUUUGUGGAAGGGAAAACCAACACGCUUCAAUCGGGGGAGAAACACGGUCGACACAGCUACAUGGAGUCUCACAGCUCCACACCCUCCUCCUCCAAGUUCGCCUACCUGAACUUGUCCAAGAGCUAUGGCACGCUUAGUGAUGCCAAGUCAGUGGGGAACUUAAAUGAUGUGCAUCUGUAUGCCGACGAGCCCACAUCUCGCUAUUUUCCUUCGAGCUGCCUUGACCUCACAGCUCCGAGCAGCCCUGCCGCCCGUCGUGUCGACAGACUGGGCCCUGGCACAGUUGGCCGAGGAAGCAUGCGGUCGGACAGAGAAAGCAACACUCUGGACUCCUCUUACAGGCGCUCCUCCACCCGCCACAAGGCCUCAGAAGAGGCCAAGUCGCCAGAUUCCCUGGACCCUGGGGAAAGUGGCGUCGAAAGGAGCCACGCUCACUCUCUGUCUGCCCCGCAUGAUCCUCUGUCUUACGGUCAGGGAUACACCAGCCCCUUCUCCUCCCAGCAGCGGCCUCACCGCCACUCCAUGUACGUACGGAGGGACCACCAGAGGACGCACGGGGCAGACGAGGGGCUGGCGGUGGGGCAGGGCAUACCUACCAGAGCCAGCAGCCUCCAGCUCCUGUCUCCACAGCUGCAGCACCGUACGCUGCCUCACCACUCUGGGGGCUCCUCCAGAGAAGAAGACAUGAGCAGGAGCGAACAGGCACCCACUGAGGUCACCCACAGCAGACCCCCAAUAAGGGACUCCACAAGGGACAACACUGCAUCUUUUCACACACAGCGGCAGAAAAGCGAGGUUGGCUUAUAUCAUGACCAGCAAACAGAGGACGGGGGCUCCUCCAAAGAGAAUCGCAACAUUUACAGUGAAUCCAUGCCCAGGAGGGUGGGAAGCUUCUACAGAGUCCCGUCCCCCCGGCCAGACAACUCCUUUCAUGAUAGCAGAGGUCAGAGCCGGGGCUCUGGCCUGUCCGGGGACGGCAGCAGUUUGACGAACCACUCCAAACGUCAGCCGGCCUUUGACCCUUGGACUGGCCCAGAUACUGUAGUGUUGAACCCCUCUGAGCCAUCCAAAGAAAAGGAGAAGCAGGGUUUCUUCAGAGCAAUAAAGAAGAAAAAGAAAAAAUCUCAGAUGAUGGAAGUCCCUGAUGGAAGACCUCCUGUCAUCAAGAAAUGUCUUUUCCCUCUGUUUAGCCCAAAGAAUAACAUAAAGCAUAGUUCCUCUGUGAGAGUCCUCCCUGUAGUGUCCUCUCCCAUGGUUCCUACUGACGGGGUGGACACAGUCAUUCAGAAGUCCUCCAGGUCUUCGAGUCACCAGAGCAGCCGCCACAGGACCCGUGACAAGAGCAGAGACCGGGACCAAGAGCGAGACAGGGACAAGGACUGGCCGCCUGAGAAACUGUCUGAUUCACACUCUCCAAGUCAGCCACUGAAGUCGCUGCGCAAGCUCCUGCACCUUUCAUCCUCAUCCUCCAACCAGACCACGCCCUCUGACAUGCGCUACCAGCCGAUGCCUAAUCCAGCCUCCACCCAAGGCGGUUUCACAGAAAGCCGGGGCCACUCAGGGGUUAGUACGCCCCAGCUGAAGAGCCGACAGACGGCCUACCCGCUGCCUGGACAGCUGGAGUCCGGCUGGCACACGUCUGCCCUGGGCCGCCCCGAGGGCAACCCCUACCCGGAGCAAAUGAGCAUCAAGGGAGGUCAGAACGGGCACGGCUUCGGACGCCCCUCCAGGUCUCGUAUGCCAAAUCUCAACGACCUGAAAGAGACGGCUCUGUGAUCUCAGUCACCCUACAGCUCUCACUUCACACCACGGUUUCCCCUCUGUUGCUCCUACAGCUCCCAUGGGUGGCAGUACACCUGCUGUACACACACACACACACACACAGAUACCAAACCUUCAGUUUUAAACACUGCUUGCAAACAGGCCAAAAGCCUUUUUAUGUCUAAAUUUUUUUUAAAGCUUCCAUGUUUGAUAGACUUUAUAUUAUUACGUAACUCUGAUUAUAAUUUGUAUUAUAAAGUAAAUAUAUUACAAAUUAAAUAUAUAUAAAUGGAUAGAUAAAGUGUAGAUUUUAAGUGUAAGUAUUUUUGUUUCUAUUCAAUAUAGAAAUAUAGUACAUUUUACUGCGUAGUAUUUCCUUAAGACUGUCUAAGGCAUUCUAAACCAAUAAAGUUUUAUCAGUUGUUACAAUAGAGAUCAGUAACGUCAGUAACUUGUGUUCAUCUCACCCAGGACUGUAACUCUUCGUCCGAGCUGUCUUGCCUCUGGAUGUGCUCUGUCGUACUGGUCACAGAUGCUCAAAUGUGCAACUACAAGUCGAAGCAGCCUUGUUCUUAAAAAUAUAAUGGUCGUGCAGUUUUCUGAGUUGGCACUGACAAUCUUAAAAGCUUAAAUCUGUUUGUUCUUUUUGAGGAUAUUUAGGUUUCUGUGUCUGAAAUGCAGCCAUGUUAGACUGUGUGUUGCCAUAAACUGACAGGAAUCCUAACCUACAUCUCCCUCUGUAGGACACAAUGAAGCACUGCAUUUACCACGCACUAACAUUUAGGCACUGACUUCACACGCUCAGAAUGUGCAAAACAUCGUUUCCAUAUAUAUUAUAAACAAAUAUCGUACAAUUUAAAACUAUGGCUACACCUCAGUCAUUUCAAACUGAACAAACGUAAUAACUGUUCCUUAUGCAGAUUAUACCGAAGAUCCUUUUGGUAGUAACGUAAUCUAAAACUAUUUACUGAAAUGUGUAUUUAUGUAAGUGUUACACCCUUAUGGAUGAAUCAUACAGUAGUAAAACCUUGAUACUUUGCACUGCUUUCAAGGAUCCAGUUAAUGGCAAAGGGCAUCUGAAGUUGAUACUGAAGGAUGUGAUCUUCUUCCCUCACUAUCAGGAGUCAAGGAAAUCUGUCUGUGGCUCAUUUCUUACUUAAAGAUUUCACAAAAAAAAGCUACUUCCAAGUGGUUUCAAUCGUAUAAUCAGUUAAAAAUGUUCAAAUACAUGCAAAAUGUUCUAUAAAGUUAAACUGCUGGAAAUGUUUGGUUUGUAAAAUGAAUAAUUGUGGGUGUGGUUUUUUUUCUAAUUCUUGUUAAAAAAGUUAUUUUUACAGCAGUUGGAGGAAUACAAAAGCCAUUCUGGGUGUUGUAGUGCAGUGGUUUCCAGCCUGUGUCUGACGUGCCCUUCAGCCCCGUUCUACAUCUGUUCAUUUAAACCGAAUGUAAUUUAACAUCGCUGGUUAUUUGAAAGUGGAUAUCAGUACUGUAAUGUUCUCAUACAGUGGAACUGUCAGUGUUAAGGUCGGUUUGGUGAAGAUAGCGUUCGUGCUGUUACCACCUGGACUAGCAGCAGCUGGAGGUUUCAGCCUUUUGUCUCUUACUUUUAACUGUUUUAUCUGUUUACUUUUAUUUUUAGCUAUUUCAACAAUGUUUCCAAUGUUUUUAGAUAAAUAGUUUAACUUUCCUUUUUUUUAAAACAAAUCUUUUCCAGCAUUUUUCAUUACUUCAAGCUAUCUGUUUAUUCAUCAACAGUUCAUCUGUUUCAGCUGUUUGAAAUACUUAUCUACAGUUCAGGUAUUAUUGCUGACUCAGUAUGUGUACUUUUUUUUCCCCCUAAUCUUUCAAAUUAGUUUCGACUGCAGAAACACGCCCUGGGCUGCAUGUACCCCUGGUCUGGAAUCACUGCACUGGUGUGUUUUUAACUGUGCACAAACUGAGGCACUUGGGACGAGCUUUUCAGAAACCUUUAAGUGGAAGCACGCUGGGGACAGAAGCUCUGUACUGUAACGUCGUUUUCUGUCGGAGAUGAAGUGUCAUGAAAGUAGCUUUGCAGAAAUAAAUCUUAAACUUUUUAAUGUUGCACUUUGAAGAGACUGUGUGGCUCAGCAAUAUUUCUCUGACGCUGUAAAUUCUUCCUCAGUUCCUGUUCAUCAUGUGCACAGUGUGUGAGGACUGAACCCGCGGAGCCGCAGGCUCCCGCAGUAACACACUGAGUCCAAACAUGACGGUACCGUGUUGUGUGUUGUGCAUCUGUAAGGACUGUGCACACUCCAUACAUGACACAAUACAUUUCCCUCUCUGGAUUAUUGUUCUGCUGAAGGAGCACGGUGUAUUAUAUUAAUACUGAUGUGUGACUACUUGUUUGGUAAUAUUUAUAACAGAAGAUGUUUAUCAACUGUUUAAAUGAAAUCAAGUAUUAUGUUUGUGCUUUUAUUACAGACACAAAUUAGUAGCAUAGUCAGUGUUUAUCUGCUUUUUUUUUUCAACAGAGCAUUUACAUGAGAACGUAAACCCACAAAUGAAUGCUUAACAAUUUUAGAAUAUUCAUGUUUACAUAUGUAACAGUAAAUCUCAAAUAAAACA